CAACUCGCUCCUUGCUAACGUUUUGUUGGUAUUUUGCAGGUGCUACCCUUCAUUUGUAUUUCAUUGUCUAAUCGUGCCAGAUUCGUUACGAUUCUAUCUUUGUCAUUUAUGUCUUCAAUUAAUAGGAAAGCAUCUAUUAUUAAAGGCUACUCUCUGGAGCGAUAACUUUUUAAUAGACUGUUUGCACUUAAAAGCAGAUGUAAAGAGGUCGGCUAAUUGCUCCUUCGUCCUCCUGUUCUCACGUGUAGAGCAGAUUGUUAUAUGAAGUAGUUCUUUAGAGUUAUGUGAACCUUAGAAAUGUAUGAUUAAUUUUGUAGCACUUGGGGGAAGGCAUUGGUGACUUUGAGAUACAAGGUACACAGUGCUUGAAUUCCCCUUGCAAAUCGUCUUUAUCAGGAAAUUUCAUUGGUUGCAAGUGUUAUCAACUUUUGUGCUGACAUGUUAGGGAGGCAAGAGUUCCAGCUUCUACUUUUCUUCAUUUUUAUUUUGUCAAUGCUCCAUGCGGUAUCAUGUCAGCGAUACAGGCAAUGUGUAAAUGGAACAUCAGUGGGUCCUUUGCCGAGCACCGCAACUAAUACCACGCAGAGACUUCGCAACCUCAGGGCCUUGUUUGCGCAAAAUGGGAUCAAUGCAUACAUUAUACCGCCAGUCGAUGAACAUCAGUCUGAAUACGUCGCCCCACAAGCCAAGAGGAGACAAUAUAUGUCUGGAUUUUCUGGUUCUGCCGGGACUGCAAUUGUUACAAUGAAAAAGGCGGCAUUGUGGACCGAUGGAAGAUAUUUUGAGCAAGGAGAAAUGCAGUUGGAUUGUAACUGGAUCCUCCAGAAAAGUGGCCAACCAAAAGUUCCUUCCGAAAACACUUGGCUGUCACAAGAACUUGGAGCUGGGCAUGUGGUUGGGAUAGAUCCACGACUUAUUGCCAUCUCAAGUUGGCAAUCAAGGAGCAAGAUUUUAAUGAGAUCAGGAAUACAACUUAAAGCUGUACAGAGUAACCUUGUUGAUGAGAUUUGGACGGAUAAACCUGUACCACCCAAAACCAAACUGACGGUGCUUGAUGUCAAAUAUACUGGUGAAACAUGGCAAAACAAGGUUCGUCGAAUCAGAGAAAACAUAGCAGAAAGAAAGGCCACUGUUAUUGUCUUGUCCCUGCUGGAUGACAUCGCAUGGAUGCUUUGCUUGAGAGGCCAAGAUAUUCCGUACAAUCCGUUUUUCUUUGCUUACGUUAUACUGACCAAAGAUGAAAUAAAAUUGUACGUCGAUAAAGACAAACUAACAUCUGCAGUGCAAUCGCAUCUUUGUCCUGAUAACACAAAUAAAGCAUACUGCGUUCAAAUAUUCAAUUACACAUCAGUCCGAUUUGAUCUUGAUAAAAUUCUUUCUAAUCCAAUGCAUAAACUUUGGAUUGCACCAGAUACCAGUUACUCGUUGCAAUUGGGAAUUAAUGAUACGCAGAUAAUGCUGGACUAUUCUCCGGUUCAGCUGAUGAAGGCACAGAAAAACAGCAUCGAGAUCAAUGGAAUGAAAACUGCAAACACCAAGGAUGGUGUUGCAAUAGUCGAAUUUUUUGCCUGGCUUGAAAAGGAGAUCAAAGCUGGUGUAAAAAAUAUAGACGAAGUCGCUGCUGCCGCCAAACUCAAGGAAUUAAAAGGCAAGCAAAAGGAUUUCAAAGAUUUGAGUUUCGAGACCAUUUCCGCAUUUGGUAGGAAUGGUGCUGUCAUACAUUACCGGCCAAGCAGUGAAACUUCAUUAAACAUUACCGACAAAGGAUUGUAUCUCGUCGACUCUGGGUGCCAAUUUCCUGAAGGAACAACUGAUAUUACAAGAACCGUUCAUUUUGGAACACCUACUGCUUUUGAAAAGGAUGCAUACACGCGGGUUUUGCAAGGUUCCAUUAGACUAGCUAUGAUUGUCUUUCCACCUGGUAUUUAUGGUAGGCACAUUGAUGCACUAGCGAGAUCUUCGUUAUGGGCGAGCGGUCUUAACUACAACCAUGGCACUGGUCACGGAAUUGGACAUUAUUUAAGUGUCCAUGAAGGCCCCCAAGCGAUCGGCUCUGGAAAGUUCUAUCCAUCUGAGAAACCACUUUAUGCUGGAAUGGUACAAUCUGACGAGCCUGGUUACUAUGAAACUGGAAAAUUUGGUAUUCGAUUGGAAACAGCCCUAUUGACUAUAAAUGCAACCACAAAGCAUCAGUUUGAAGGCAAACAGUUUCUUGGAUUUGAGCCCAUCACCUUCGUUCCCUUCCAAAAAGAACUUAUCGAUGCAAGCAUGUUGAAUGAAGCUGAGAUCAAAUGGCUAAACGAUUUCAAUGCCAACAGCAGAAAGAUUUUAGGAGCAGAGUUGAAAAGGCAAGGGAAAACAGAUGGAUACAACUGGUUGAUAAAAAACAGUGAGACAGUCGUGAAGCCAAAUCCAUCGCCACCUUCACCCAGGUUAUCAACCAAUCCAAGCUCUGGAAAUACCAUUACCCUCUCCCAUGGCACACUGGCACUCGUAACACUAGCAUACGUCUUUUGGUUUCUUAAACAGAUCGAUUCUGUGUAGAUAAGAUUUUCAAAUAUAUACAUAAUACCCCAAAAGGGACUUUCCUAUUGUACCAGUAAGCCCUACAACCCGAACGCUUGAUAUGUGACAAAAGCGACUGCUUUACUAUUUUUGGCUAUUGACUGUUAAUUCGAAAAAGAAGAUUCAUUCAGUUGAUAUUCACUAUGCGAUAUUCAACAAUGAACAAGAAUGCAUAAGAUCUAAUUUGAUUUGCUUUGCUUGGCUUAAAGAUAAUUGUCAAAUAAAGUUUGUUAAUCAUAGGAUACCUUGAAUGCUUUUAGACCUUCCUACGACAAAAGACCAAAGAUCUCCCCCUUUUUACGUUCAAAAGCCUAACGGUUUAUUUAGGUUUUAGACCUGAAUGCAAUUUAAAAAGGUCUUUCAUGGAACUUUAUUGGUAAUAAGAAUGAAAUAUGCAAUAAUGGACAAUUCACACGAAAGGAUGCUUUGAAAAAAAAAACAUUUAACGAAUGAUGUUGUUCCCUAUUUUGUUCCUCCGUUUAUAACUUUUGCAAGCAACCUCAAGGCAACAGAAGCAUCCCCGCCCUUGAGCAGAAACUCUACCUCUAGAUGUUUCGGCUAUGUAGAAUUUCACUGAAAUUUUGAAAGAACAAGUAAUGAUUUGAUAAAGGUCUCAGAAUUAUUAAUUAAAAAAUCCUUUUUCACGGUAUAACUUCUAGAUUGCACUUUAAUUUUGCAAAAUUUUCUUUUCAAUUAUAUAAGCAGCAUAACAUAGUGAAUUCAAAUUCCAGAUAUAUUUUGCAAUAUACCGGGCCAUGCAAUACUGUUAACAUACGUGAUUGACAUUGUGAGUCUUUCGAAAGUUCUGCUACAAUUUUGGCAUAUGCCUAAGUUAAUUUAAUUGCAAAUGCGUUAUAUGUAAUCAGAUAGAAGUGUUAUGCUGUCUAAAUCCCUAUGUAAUUCAUGAUUGAAAGUUGUUAUUAUGAGAUUUUAUUGGGACAAUGACAUA
Messenger RNA from Rhopilema esculentum, 3514 nucleotides. RefSeq names its product xaa-Pro aminopeptidase 1. The record is from RefSeq and is a predicted model, not a curated record. Gene Ontology annotation, molecular function: metalloaminopeptidase activity. NCBI's taxonomy places the organism in Eukaryota, Metazoa, Cnidaria, Scyphozoa, Rhizostomeae, Rhizostomatidae.